AUAAGAAAGAACAGGAAAUUGCCACAUUGGAAAAUUAUAUGUAAAUCGACUGUAUGGAGUGUUUGGGAAUCAGCUGGACUUUGUUUAUUUAUCUUUUAUAUACCAGGACUUUGCAAAACUUAUCAUGUCAUUUUGUUGAUGAAUUGCGUAAUUUUCUUCCAAGUAGCUGUCAAAUGUAUUAGAUGUUCCCAUUGCUCUGAAGAAACUAUUUCUUGUAAACAAAAAAUAUUGCAUUUUGCGACUUUUUCGUUUGUUGCUGUUGGAAUUGUCUGUAUAUUUCUUCCGUUUGAAAAUAUAGUACAUAUUCAAUCAUUCAAAAUUUGGAUUUUGCCGUUUACCAUCGUGUGUUUGUCAAUAGCUUGGAUUCCUUUGGUUCAAAAAUACAUUUUAGGAGAACCAUGUUGUGGCAGUUAUCAGCUAUUAUCUCAAAACAAAGAUGAUACAUGGGAACUGACUGCUAUUUUAUCUUGUGUGAAAACGAUAUCGACCCUUGGAUUUUCUAUGCUGAUCUUUUACGCCGGCGAAAUCGGAAUGUCACCAUUCCCUGAAAAGCUAGAAAAUGUCAAUCUUUCCUCAUACAAGAAUGCAUGGCUGACGCUAUUUAACUGCAGCCGACAGCAAAUAUUAUACUUCUACACACACAUUAUGUCAGGUUUUUUCGGAAAGUAUUGUUUCAUAUUUGAUAUACAGCACUACGAGAUUUAACGCUAAUGACAUGCUAAAAAAUAGUACAAAUAAUUUAUACUGUAAAAAAUCCUUUAUUUUUUAUCUUUUCUUUUGCUUUAUCUAUAGAAUGAGAAUUUAAAACCUUAGUUCUGAUCAUCUGAUCUUUAUUACAUCAAGUCAUAUUUUAGGAGAUAAAGAAGAAAAUAUAUUGAAACAAUUUAGAUAAUCAUGAUAAUUGAAUUAAACAAAACCGACCACAUAAAAUCGUAUAUGUCGGAAAAUUAGAUGAAAUACUUGUUUUAUGAUUUUAGGUUAUUUUAUCGGCUAUAUAGCUUGCACAACACGUUCACAAAUACUUGGCUUCUCUAUCCCCCUUUUACUAGCUACACCAGUUUCUGUAGGUAUUUUAGCUGUUCAAGAAUCAUGUCGCUUCUAUCUUCUUCUGCCAGGUAAUGAGGAAAACUGCAUCGUUACACAUACAGACAUAAAAUAUCUUAUAUUUGCUACGCUAUUCUUUGUUCUGGCAAAUGUGUGUACAACGUGGAAAUUUUUGUUCAAGGACAAAUUCAAUAUAAUGUUAAGAGAAAAUCAGUUAUUUUGGACACCAAUGUAUAACUCGGCUUUACUGGAGCACUGGAUGAUGUUAGGAAGAAGAAAUACUUUAAUGCAACCCCAUGAAAAUGCCGAGAAUUCAAAAUUAUUUAUUUGCACAACGAUGUAUAGAGAGGACAAAAAUGAAAUGAAACAACUUCUACAGUCCUUCAAAUCUGUCAACGACAAAGUUUUGGGGGCUAGAGGACUUGAAGUCAAAUUUCAUAUCUACUUUGAUGACGCAAUAAAAGAAGGGCAGGAAACAAAAUAUGUGCAGCAGCUUUUUGAUGCUUUAGAUGAAGUGUUUGUAACAUCAAGGGACACCAGUAUGAAAACUCACUAUGGUAUGUUAACGGGUGCAAAAGAAAACUUUAGAGCACUAAAAAUUCAUCUCAAAGACAAUUCAAAGGUCAAGAGCAAAAAGAGAUGGAGUCAAGUUAUGUAUAUGAAACAUAUUCUCAAGGAAACAGUACAAAGUCAUCAGAAUUCGUACAUUUUAACAACGGAUGCAGAUGUCAAAUUCACCCCUGAAAGUGUCGAAGCGCUUCUUGACUUAAUGAUACGUGAUGAAAAAGUCGGUGCUGUAUGUGCUAGAACUCAUCCACUUGGAAGUGGAUUGCUAGUGUGGUAUCAAGUGUUCGAGUAUGCAAUUGGUCACUGGUUACUAAAAGUAUCGGAGCAUGUGCUUGGUACAGUCCUGUGUGCACCUGGCUGUUUCACUGUCUAUAGAUGCAGUGCACUCAAUGAUGUUUUAAACCUGUAUGCUACAGAUAUUGAAGAAGCAGGGGAAUUUUUAACAAAAAAUAUGGGUGAAGAUCGAUGGUUAUGUACGCUUUUGGUACAGAAAGGGUGGAGAAUAGAAUAUUGUGCUACUGCAAAGGAUUAUACACAUUGCCCUGAAUCAUUUGACGAGUAUUUCAAACAAAGACGUCGAUGGAUUGUUUCAACUAUGGCUAAUCAAUGGCUUUUGAUCAAGGAAUGGAGUAACGGCAAAACAGAUAAAUUACAUGUUCCAUUUCUGUUCAUGGUUUACCAAAUAGUUUUGCUGUUUUCAACUGUUAUUGGACCAAGCUCCAUUAUUCUUGUAUUAUCUGGGGGACUGAAGUAUGGAAAGGAUUGGUCAUCGACUGUCACUAUACCAAUUCAAAUCAUUGCAUGCAUUUGCUAUGCAAUAGUGUGUAUUUUAUUCCCGCAAAAGAUACAGUUAAUGGUUGGGAGGUUACUUUGUUGUUUAUAUACAAUUUUCAUGGGGAUAGCAAUAGUUGGUACAGUUGUUGGUAUUUCAACUGAUAUAAACGGCGUGUCAGGAGCUGAGGAAAACUUUAUCAGUGAAAAUAUGAAGAUGUCUUCAACAAGUGUGUAUUUGAUAGGAAUGGCAAUUAUAUUUUUCGUUACUGCUUUGUUACAUUUAACUGAGUUUUGGGCUAUAUUUUACGGCAUUAUUUACCUGCUUGGAUUGCCGACUGGUUAUUUGAUAUUGAUGAUCUACAGUAUCUGCAAUAUUACCGACACUUCAUGGGGAACUAGAGAAGACUCGUAUGGCAUAUCAUUUCGAGAAUGUUUACGAUCGGCUUUCAAUUUUAUAUGUUUCAAGUCCGCACAAGCCGGAAAUUAUGCACAAACUGGUAAUUCUACACAGACUGGCAUUUCUGCACAGACUGGUGAUUCUAAGCAAACUGGUGAUUCAACAGAAACCAGUGAUUCUGCAAAGACCGAUAGUUCUAUACAUAGUAUCGAUUUUCCACGAACCGGCGAUUCUAUACAAAGCUCUAGUCAUUUAACACAAAGAUUUGAAUUUUCACAAGAUAGGCCUAACGAAGCACAGAAAUUUAAAGAAAAUGGAUAUGAGAAAACGUCAUUUAUCAGCGGUAUUUCAAAGGAGGACUUGGGAAGAAUUGGUAUAAACGAAGAAGAAUUUCUGGAGAACAUUGAAGAGGAAGUAGAUUCACCGAAGAAAUAUGAAAUUCCCAUGAUUAUUCCAGCUUUUGGUCCUCAGUGGAGUUCCUUUGACCAAAAAUUUUACGAGUUCACGGAAGACUUAUGA
Ruditapes philippinarum (Manila clam) is the source of this 3301-nucleotide messenger RNA. RefSeq names its product chitin synthase chs-2-like. Gene Ontology annotation, cellular component: cell septum; cell periphery. Gene Ontology annotation, molecular function: chitin synthase activity. The transcript is spliced from 21 exons. NCBI's taxonomy places the organism in Eukaryota, Metazoa, Mollusca, Bivalvia, Venerida, Veneridae. The record is from RefSeq and is a predicted model, not a curated record. Bases 968 to 3301 code for a protein of 777 amino acids.